GAAGGAAGGGUAUUGAAUGCUGCUCCUGCCCAGAGCAAUGGAACGAGCCCUGUGUGUGAGCCUGCAGUGUCUUACUGGGACAAAAAGUUUGCUUUGAGCAAGUGGAAGAGGAGUCGAAGGACUGGCACUAAGGAUGGAAUUCCAUGGAUUUGCUCAUGUUUCUCGCUGUGCACUGGGAAUCAUUUACAUUGCUGCUUUAGGCAACCUGGCAGCGAGCUCGUCUGAGUUUUCAGGUUACAUUUCUAGGAUAUUAAAGAAUUAUACACUGCGUGCAUGUGACGGAGAAUAUGUUUCACUUAGAUGCCCUCACAGGACCACUAUCAGCGUCCAGUCAUCAUUUUAUGGCCGAAAGCUGCCCAGCCAUCAGAUGUGCCCGAUACAAUACCCACGCUCAUUUGAAAUGUUUUUUAAGGAGGACGUGUCCUGCUCUUCUGAUGCCUCACUUCAGAAAAUUUUGGAUGAGUGCCAGGACCGGAGAACGUGCCAGCUCCUCGUUAGCAGCCGAUUAUUUGGAUCAGACCCAUGUCCAGGAACCAGCAAAUAUCUUGUUGUACAGUACAAGUGCCGGCCAAAUGAAUACAAGAGUAAAGUGGCGUGUGAAGACGAUAAGUUGAGGCUGUCUUGUAAGAAGAACACUGUCAUUGCUAUCUAUUCGGCCAUCUUUGGUCGGUUACAUGGAGGCAGCUUGGAAUGUCCAUUCCAAAAUCUAGGCUUCCCGUCUGUAGAGUGCCAGUCAGCCUUGGCCGUUCCAGUGAUGACCAAGCGAUGCCAAGGCAGGAGAAGCUGCAGUGUGUAUGCCAGCACCUAUGAGUUUGGGGAUCCAUGUUACCCCGGUGUCCGAAAACAUCUGAAUGUCAUCUAUACCUGUGUGCCGAAGAAAUUGCUCUAUGAAACCGAGCCAAAGUCAACAAAUUACCAAGGAAUCCUACAAACACACUUCCCACGGCAGCGGGGCACAUACGAUCGGAAUGUUAUAGGGGAUGGGGCCUUCGUCGCCGAUCCAGCUUUUAUAACAGAGCAGCAACUGCCAGCAGAGAAGAAGAAGGGAAGAGCCGCUGCCUUUUAUCCAGCAAGUAACAACCCUUCUAUGGAUGAGGCUUAUCAGCCUGUUACCAACCGCACUAUGGCACCCGUGGGUCAGAUGAACAGGGAGAUGGCAGUGCUCAGCAACAUGAUGGCAGCAUAUUCCUUUAUCACAGAAAAUCCAGAGAGAGCCGCUUUGUAUUUCGUAUCGGGAGUGUGCAUCGGCCUCAUUCUCACCCUGGUGGCGCUGGUCAUGAGGAUAUCCUGCCAGGCGGACUGUAAAAGGACCGCGGUGAAGAAGGUUCCCAGGAGACAGGACAGCGACAGUGACACCAGCGACAGCGACGAUGACUCCGACACCGCGUCAGACUUGUCAGCAAGGAGGCAUCGACGCUUUGAGAGGACUUUAAACAUGAACGUUUUUACCUCCGCCGAGGAGUUGGAGAGGGCACAGAGGCUUGAAGAACGGGAACGCAUCAUCCGGGAAAUAUGGAUGAACGGGCAGCCGGACAUCCCAGGAACGAGAAGUCUCAAUCGGUACUAUUAGUGCGCAAAUGCAUUUCUCUGGGGUUAACUUUCACAUUCUCCUGGUUUCCUUAAAUGAUUUGAUGGACCAAUGAACAGAAGAGCUUGUGCUCACCUGGAAAACGAAUUAAGGGAACCGCCUGAAGGAAAUAUUAAAAGCUUCUCUAGGUAUUUCUCAAGGCUUUGCUUGAAGGAGGCCUAUUAUUUGUUGGACUUGAUGCUGAGAUGCAGCAUGAUAUGCUAUGAUGUAAUGGGGCCAUUUUUACUGGCGAGGACAAUCGGACGCCCCAAAGCAGGAAACCUGCUACAGUUUAUGGGCAUUUUCAUGGAGGUGCAGAAGGAGCUUCCUUUAUUGAACGUUACAAAAUAUUUAAGACUUUUGGAGUCUCUGCCGGCAUUUAAACUGACACCUCGGGGACCAAAGUACAAUAUUUUUUG
Xenopus laevis (African clawed frog) is the source of this 1986-nucleotide messenger RNA. RefSeq names its product eva-1 homolog A L homeolog (gene eva1a.L). Gene Ontology annotation, cellular component: membrane. Lineage: Eukaryota; Metazoa; Chordata; Amphibia; Anura; Pipidae. The coding region runs from base 134 to 1570 and encodes 478 amino acids. Gene Ontology annotation, molecular function: carbohydrate binding. The transcript is spliced from 8 exons. The record is from RefSeq and is a predicted model, not a curated record.